Clonostachys byssicola is the source of this 873-nucleotide messenger RNA. The record is from the annotation of a GenBank genome assembly. NCBI's taxonomy places the organism in Eukaryota, Fungi, Ascomycota, Sordariomycetes, Hypocreales, Bionectriaceae.
AUGGCUAGCCAACGUCACCCGCGAGAAUACACGGAAUAUGUACUUCACGGGAAACCUGGUAUAGGAGGUGUGUUCGAAAAGGCAGAACGGCGGGCGUGGAAGAAGAUUUUCGCUACUCACGCUAAUUCUGAUAACCGCUGGGACCGGCAAUCAUUUGAGUCUUUCUUGAUGACGCGAAUUCCCCACGAUGAGAAUCAUGUACACCUCUUCAGGAAAUGCGCAGACUCCUUUUGGACACUGGCCAUCUACUUAGCACAAUGGCCCUUCAACACAACAUCAACAUGCCCACCAAUCAGCCUCACAUUUUCAUCCUUUGCUCGUUCCAUAGCUUUCCUUAGCGGAGGGCACUGCCAUAUGGAUUGGCCCAUCAAGGUUACACCUGAUGAGCCAGAGCGGUCUGAUCUAUGUGCACUCGAGUACAUAUUUCGAGCCCUCGCCACGACCAAAGUAAUAGACGAGUUUUCUAGCCCAGUACCUGAAGAAGAAGCCACUGAAUUGUCACGCCAGCACCACGAUAUACUUGAUGUCCUAUAUUCAGUUCAGCCAGUGAUGAACUUUCUUACCUGGCAGCUGGGACCUCAUGAAUUGGUCCCGACAGCUCUGAUGUUAUCUCCUCCCCCUCCCCCAGAGCUGUCUAAUCUCAACGUCCCAGCUGGAACGCUUAUUUCGCUCCUUGACCUCCUCAUACCAAUCCUCGAUCGAUCCCGCGAAGACUCUUACUAUCGUGUUUUGCUGGGUAAGCUAAAGGCAGCUUACGUUAAGUUGCAGAGCGUGGAGGCUGUGUCAUUUGACGACUUUACAGGUUGGAUGGGUUCCCGUUAUGAGACCAAUUUCUACACUGCUAUUUCUGUGCUUUUUCGCAUCUCCCCAUGA